Molecule: messenger RNA, 465 nt
Organism: Plasmodium gallinaceum
Lineage: Eukaryota; Apicomplexa; Aconoidasida; Haemosporida; Plasmodiidae
Product: COPI associated protein, putative
Exons: 2
Coding region: 1-465 (154 amino acids)
Source: RefSeq, a predicted model, not a curated record
AUGGUGAUUCCAUUUAACAAUUUACCAAACAUUAGUUUAAGAUUUUUAUCUGUUACUGCAGGAAUUUUGAUGAUUACAGCGGGAAUAUUAAAUAUUUUUAAUUUAUUUCAGAUAGUCAUAAAUAUAUACAUAAUAUGUUCAGGGAUUUUGUUAAUUUUAUGUGAUAUAAAAACUUUUCGUUUUUAUAGAUUUAUCGAAUUUUUAUUUACAGUAGUUGGUAGAUGUCUUUUUAUUCUCAUAAUAGGAUCGAUUAUAAUUAAUAAUUCAUUCCUUAAUAUAUUGAUUGGCUUAAUAAUAAUUAUUAUAUCAGUUUUAUAUAUGUUUCUAGGAUAUUAUAAUGGAAUUCCUAUUCCAUUAAUGGACAAAAAUAAUAAUAUUAAUUCAUUUUCAGAAAAUAAAAAUAACAGAAUGAGUUCUUGUUCUGUAGAAACGACACAUGAAUUAAGUUUUGAUGAAAAAAAGUAG